Messenger RNA from Panicum virgatum (switchgrass), 1505 nucleotides. RefSeq names its product probable cinnamyl alcohol dehydrogenase 6. Gene Ontology annotation, molecular function: zinc ion binding; cinnamyl-alcohol dehydrogenase activity. The coding region runs from base 80 to 1153 and encodes 357 amino acids. The transcript has 4 exons. Gene Ontology annotation, biological process: lignin biosynthetic process. The record is from RefSeq and is a predicted model, not a curated record. NCBI's taxonomy places the organism in Eukaryota, Viridiplantae, Streptophyta, Magnoliopsida, Poales, Poaceae.
CCAUCUCAAGACACAAACAGAAGCUCUUUCUCUGUCCGCCUCUCUCCUUCAGAACACACAUACGCAGAGCAGCAGAGUCAUGGAGGUCACACCGAACCACACUCAGACCGUGACCGGGUGGGCGGCCAUGGACGAAUCCGGCAAGGUUGAGCCCUUCGUCUUCAAGAGAAGGGAGAAUGGCGUGGACGACGUUACUAUCAAGGUCCAGUACUGUGGCAUGUGCCACACGGAUCUCCAUUUCAUCCAAAACGACUGGGGUAUCACCAUGUACCCUGUUGUCCCCGGCCACGAGAUCACCGGCGUCGUCACCAAGGUUGGCACUAACGUCUCCGGCUUCAAGGUCGGCGAUCGUGUCGGUGUGGGAUGCAUCUCUGCGUCAUGCCUCGACUGCGAGCACUGCCGCCGCUCCGAGGAGAACUACUGCGACAAGGUCACACUCACCUACAACGGCAUCUUCUGGGACGGCAGCGUCACAUACGGCGGCUACUCGAACAUGCUCGUUGCGAACAAGCGGUUCGUCGUGCGGAUCCCAGACAACCUGCCUCUGGAUGCGGCAGCGCCGCUGCUGUGCGCGGGCAUCACCGUGUACAGCCCGAUGAAGCAGCACGGCAUGCUGCAGUCUGGUGGGAACCUCGGCGUCAUCGGUCUAGGCGGGCUCGGCCACGUCGCGGUCAAGUUCGGCAAGGCAUUCGGCCUCCGCGUCACCGUCAUCAGCACGUCGCCAGCCAAGGAGCGGGAGGCCAGGGAGCGCCUCAAGGCCGACGACUUCAUUGUCAGCACCAACCAGAAACAGAUGCAGGCCAUGACCAGAAGCCUCGACUACAUCAUUGACACUGUCUCGGCGAAGCAUUCGCUGGGCCCAAUCUUGGAGCUGCUUAAGGUGAACGGCAAGCUGGUACUCGUCGCGGCGCCGGACCAGCCCGUCGAGCUUCCUUCUUUCCCUCUCAUAUUUGGGAAGAGGACAGUGAGUGGGAGCAUGACGGGAGGGCUGAAGGAGACGCAGGAGAUGCUGGACCUGUGCGGCGAGCACAACAUCACCUGCGACAUCGAGCUCGUCUCGACAGACAGGAUCAACGAGGCGCUGGCACGGCUGGCGCGCAACGACGUCCGAUACCGCUUCGUGAUCAACAUCGGGGGCAAUUCAAAGCUCUAGUUGGUGUUUGCUGUGCUGUCGCAUCAUCAGCAGCAUAUAAAAAAGUCAGUUGAGAAGACAAGUGUUUGGUGGAGCUGCGUGAUGAUGUGCGCGACAGUGGAGGAUGGCUUCAUUGUUCGCGCGGUGGUCGCCCGGUUUGAUAUAUGUUUACAGCUCUAGCAUGCCACGAGGGGGUAAACAAUUAUAUUGUGCCAUUGCUGGGUGCAAAUCAGUACAAACUUGGUUGUUUUGAACUUAUUAUUGGAAGGAUAAUGCGUGAGUUUGUCUCCAUAUCCAAUGUUCAUCUAAAUGGUCGUUUAGUCCAUUUAUACAUCAUUUAAACGCUACAUAGUGGUACACCGUUUCGGUUUAA